Molecule: messenger RNA, 663 nt
Organism: Miscanthus lutarioriparius
Lineage: Eukaryota; Viridiplantae; Streptophyta; Magnoliopsida; Poales; Poaceae
Source: the annotation of a GenBank genome assembly
AUGGCUAACCAGUGUUGUUCAUGUAAACAUGGCCUCAUCUUCUUCCUCCUCGCCUUGCUUCUGCAACGCCUUGAUACCAGCGUAGCAUCAGCAGCGGGAUGGCAACCCAUGCAAUGCGACGCUGUAUCGAUGAACCCUUCAUGCAGCAGCUCGUUCCUUUACGCCACCUCGGAAGGGCGUAACCUGUCCGAAAUAGCCGCCGUCUUCAACGCUACCGCGUCGACGACGGCUCUCCUCUGGCCGAUCAAGCGGCCCUCCGGUGAGGUGGACGUGCUGGUGGCUGUGCCCUGCGCGUGUGAGGUGAUCAACGCCACCAUGAGUGCUCUCUUCCAUGACACUCGAUAUGUGGUGAAGCCAGGAGAUACACCUGAUAAAGUCAAUCGCGGGAUCUUCAGUGGGCUCGCAAUGAACUUUGGUGAUGGCUACCCUCUGAUUUCAGGUAACACAGUAACAGUUCACCUGCCGUGUGGGUGUUCCUCCGCAGCAUCCAAGGGUGUGGUGUCCUAUGCAGUGCAGGAGGAGGAUACCCUGCCUAAGAUUGCAAGCCUGUUCAGAUCAACUUCCCAAGAUAUCUUAAACUUGAACCCGAGCUUGACGAAUCCCGACUUUGUUAAACCAGGGUCGAUCUUGUUUGUCCCAAUUGGAGUUGAUGAUUCCUUGUGA